UGAAAUGUGAGCAAAGUUUCGACAAGGCCGGCGCAAACGCGUGCGAUAUGCCUCUGCGCGGUCACCACGCGCGCUUUGUUUCCCGGAGUGUGGCUUCACCCCAACGCCGAUCGAUGCAAGGUGUGUGCGUGCGCGCGGCGGUGGAGUGGAGCGGCCGCAGAAACCAGCGCAAUAAUUGAUGCCAGCCGUCGUGGCCCCUGUGGAUACCUCGCCAUGUCGGCGGUGUUGUGCAGCCUUCGAAAAGUGUCCGAUUUCUUAGCCUGUGACGCGAUGGUGCGGCCGUCGUGGUGCCCCGGAGACUCCGCGUUUGUUGUGGUUUCGACGUGCGUGCUGUCAUCGUCGUGGUCGCCGGCACCCGCCGACGCGGAGUUGUUGUGACAUGGGCGAGGGGGUCGCGCCGUCGCCUCUGCGGCGACGGUCGCUGCUCUGCCUGGCGUGCCUCUUCACGGUCGCCGACUCUCUUGUGACCUCCGUCAGGCCCGCGGAUAACCGGCGCGGCUUCGCGGUCUUCCGUGCCGCGCUUCUUCAGCCCCCCAACGAACCGCCGCCGUGGACUUACGACCUCCGCGUGCAGGACUUCGGUGCACGUCUGUUCGACGUCGACCGUCAUAGCGGAGCCGUCACGUUGCAAGACUCGGUGCAGUGCAGUUCUCUCUUGCAGAACCCCGUACCUGUGACAGUGCGCGCUAGGCGUCCGUGUUGUUCGACCGAGUGGACGACGUGGGUUCGAUUCGUGGAAUGCGAAAUCACCGACGACGCCUCGCCGGACACCGCGGAUACGGUGCGCGUAACACUGCAUCAGCUACAAGAGGCGUGCUUCGUGCGAAGCGAACCAAUCGUAAGAUUGGCGAGUCUUCUGCCCCGCCUCGGGAACUGCAGCCUCACGUACGGAUACUCGCCACCGACUCAAUGUUGUGCCAUAGAAAGGGUAGCCGGGGACCUGGUCGCCCACGCGGACUUCUGUGGUCCCGUAGGAGACACGGUCAUGACGACAUUGACGUCGCCCUGUGAAAACACCAGCUAUGACUUGGUGGUAGCCUUCGGGCGCCAUCGAAGCAGGCGUCACGCUCUCCAUUUCGAGAGGAACCUUUACAUUGCUUCAGUCCCUGAAGGGAAAGACCGUGGCUAUGUAGUAGAAACCAUGACAGCGUCAACCAGUGGCUCAUCAUCAUCUGAUUUGUCAUACUCGCUUCACGCUGUACUUGAUGCUAGAAGCCAAGCUAUGUUCAACAUUGAUCCCCUGUCGGGUGUCGUGACAACCACUGCAAUCCUGGACAGGGAGUUCAUGGACGUUCACUACUUAAGGGUGAUCGCCAUAGACGGCAGUUCCCACCCGACGGCAACAGCCAGUAGCACUUUGCAGGUGAACGUUCUUGAUGAGAAUGACCAUGCUCCAAUGUUUGAGCAGUCAACUUAUGAAACCUCAAUUCGGGAGUCCGUUCCAAUAGGCUACACUGUUGUCACAGUCAGAGCUACAGACCAAGACGCGGGUUCAAAUGCCAAUAUUGACUACUCGAUUGUUAAUCCAGAUGGCACAAACAGUGCGUUUGGAAUAGACUCUAAGAGUGGCAUCAUCACAACGCAGACAUCACUUGACAGGGAAUUGAUAUCUUUCUAUUCACUCAUAGUUCAGGCGAGCGACUCUGGUCCUGUCACUGAUCGGAAAUCGGCAUCGACAACUGUUGAAAUCACCGUACUUGAUGACAACGACAAUUACCCUCAGUUCUCAGAACGUUCGUAUUCGGUCAAGGUGUCCGAAGACAUCAACUGGUUAAAUCACCCUGAAAUUGCAAGAAUCCGGGCUGUAGAUGCCGAUGAAGGUGCAAACGCUGCUUUAAGGUACAGUCUUAUUGGUGGAAAUACUCAAGGUCACUUUGCUAUGGACAGCUUCACAGGAUCAGUGACUGUUCUGUCGCCCUUAGAUUAUGAGUCGGCCCGCAGCUAUCGCCUUGUCGUACGAGUUCAGGAUGGCGGGACACCUUCUCGGUCCAAUACUACUCAGCUACUGGUGAAUGUACUGGAUAUUAAUGACAAUGAUCCAAAGUUCUACACCUCCCUCUUUCACGAAACAGUUCCCGAAAAUGUACCGAUUAGUCACAGCAUAGUAAGGGUCCAAGCGUACGAUGCAGAUGAUGGGCCAAACGCCGAGAUCUCCUAUACCUUGUCUUCCGCUGAGCAUGCAGACUUGCCCAUGAGAAUCGACGAUAUCACUGGCUGGAUUGUGACGACACGCGAGCUUGACCGAGAGGAAAGUGCCAACUACAACUUCCAAGUGAUUGCCCGGGACCAUGGCUCUCCUGCACGAUCAGCCACGGCCACCAUUCUCCUGCGAGUGCAAGACGUGAAUGAUAAUGAUCCGGUGUUUGAACCACGUGUCUACGAAGCCACAGUUUCUGAGGCCGAUCCUCCUGGAACUCCUGUGGUCAGUGUUACGGCCACCGAUAGGGAUGAAAAUUCUCGCCUCGUCUAUCACAUUACCAGUGGAAACACAAGGGAUCGCUUUAGCAUUGUCAGCCAUAACAGGCAGGCCGUAGUGUCCAUAGCCCAACCUCUCGACUAUAAACUUGAGAAGCGGUUUGUCCUAACGAUCAGUGCAACUGAUUCCGGUGGUCGGUCAGACACUGCCACAAUCUACCUCAACGUGAGCGAUGCAAACACACAUCGUCCAAUUUUCGAGCGAACUCCGUACACCGCUACGGUACCAGAAGAUGUGCCGGUGGGAACGACUGUCCUUGUAGUUGAAGCACAUGACGGUGACGUUGGUCGGAAUGCACUCAUCACUUACACAAUGGAGGAAGACGUCCCGGAGUUUCGGAUUGACUCAACAACUGGUGCCAUCGUGACUGCAAAACCUCUUGACAGGGAAAAGACCAGUGGCUACACGUUGGUUGUCAUGGCUCAGGACAAUGGAAACCCACCACUGUCUGACACGACAAAUGUUGAACUGGAAGUUGCAGAUGUCAACGACAAUGCGCCCACGUUUCCCACAGCUGGCUACACUAGCACAGUCAGUGAAGACGCUCUCAUCGGAACGAGCGUUGUCCACAUCUCGGCUACAGACAGUGAUCUAGGCUUGAAUGGGCAGAUUCGUUACACUUUUCUGGGAGGGAACGAUGGAAGCGGUGCCUUUGGAGUCGAUCGAACAUCGGGUAUCAUUCGAACAAACAGGGUGCUUGAUCGUGAAACGUUGGCGGUGUAUCACCUUGUAGCCUUUGCCGUCGAUCGUGGGUCACCAUCCUUGUCGGCUUCCGUGCCCGUGACUGUGUACAUAGAAGAUGUCAACGACAGUCCUCCACGCUUUUCGGCUGACCGAAUCCGGCUGUUUGUUCCAGAAAACAGCCCAAUAGGCUCCAUUGCAGGCGAGAUAGAAGCACAUGACCCAGAUGAAGGGCCAAAUGCAGUCAUCCAGUAUGCCAUUGUCGGUGGCCCUGAUGCAGAUGCAUUUUCAUUGGUAGCCAGACCCGGAGAGCCAGCUGAGAUUGUUACCAGAACAGACCUUGAUUAUGAGUCUACCCACAAGAAGUAUACCCUGAUAGUGAGAGCAUCGUCUCCGCCACUCCGAAAUGAUGUUGAAGUCGAAGUGUGGGUCUCGGAUGUCAAUGACAAUGCUCCUGUUCUUAAGGACUUCAGCAUUGUGUUCAACAACUAUCAGCACCACUUUCCCGUGGGCCCCAUCGGACGUGUGCCAGCAUGGGACGCCGACGUCGCUGACCAACUGCGAUAUCGCUUCGUCUCUGGCAACAAUGCCAACCUUCUCAUGCUCAACGAAACAUCCGGGGACAUCCGGCUCAGCCCGAGCCUUAACUCUAACGUGCACAUCAAUGCCGACAUGGAAGUCAGCGUGUUUGAUGGCAUCAACGAGGUGUCGGCAAUGUGCCACCUCUCGGUGAGGCUCGUCUCGGAAGCCAUGUUGUUCAACAGCGUCACUGUGCGUCUGGGCGGAAUCACCAAGGAGCAGUUCCUCUCGCCUCUGUACGACCAGUUCGUCAGUGGCCUUGCAGCCAUCGUGCCUUGUGCCAAAGAGAAUGUCUUCAUAUUUAGUGUUCAGGACGAUACGGAUGUCGACACCACUGUCCUGAAUGUGAGCUUCUCGGCACUGAAGGGAUCCGAGGACGACUACUUUCAACCACAGUACCUUCAGGAAAGGGUCUACCUCAACAGAGCCAUACUCGCCAAACUCACUAACGUGCAUGUGCUGCCCUUUGACGACAACUUGUGUGUCCGUGAGCCGUGCAUCAACUUCGAAGAGUGUCUGUCUGUGCUCAAGUUUGGGAACGCGUCCUCGUUCAUCGCAUCAGACACAGUCCUUUUCCGGCCCAUCUAUCCUGUCAAUACGUUUGCCUGUCGAUGCCCUGUCGGCUUUACGGGUAUGAAAAGGAAGUAUGACUGCGACACUGAGAUCAACUUGUGCUAUUCAAAUCCUUGUGGCCAGAAUGGAACAUGCAUUCGACGGGAGUCUGGAUACACAUGCAUCUGUCAAGAAGGUUUUACAGGAACCAACUGUGAGAUCAACGUCAAGAAUUGUGGUCAAGAGUGCGCCAACUGUACCGAGGAUCCUCUGUGGACAGACGGCCAGUGCCAACUGAGGGCACGCAGCUUCAACCAUGGCUCCUACGUCACGUUCCCAUCUCUGAGACAGCGCCACCGCAUGCAUUUACGUCUCAGUUUUUCCACGCAAAAACGGAACGGGCUGCUCCUCUACAAUGGACGCUACAACGACAUGCACGACUUCAUUGCCUUGGAGGUUGUGCAGGGCAGCGUCGUGUUCUCGUUCUCAACUGGAGUCAACAUGAGUCAGGUGUCGGUCGCAGUGCCCACCGAGGUCAGCAACGGGCAGUGGCACCAGGUUGAAGUCAGCUAUUACAACCGAACUGUGACAUUAUCUGUGGACGGCUGCGAUUCCGUGCUGGCUACCCGCUUUCAAAACCGCCUGGGCAACUACAAUUGUGCCAACAGUACAACACACUAUUUAGAAGACAGGUGCGCUGAUGUGAUGCAGACCUGCUAUCGCUUCCUGGACCUUACCGGACCUUUACAGAUAGGCGGCCUGCCAGAUCUGCCAACGCACUUCCCUGUCUCUCAGAUGCACUUUGUGGGCUGCAUUCGUGACCUCUACAUUGACCAUCAACUUGUUGACCUCAACAAGUUUGUCGCCAACAACUCGACGACAGCCGGGUGUCACGAGAAACGCGGUUUCUGCCACACCAGGCCUUGUCAGAAUGGCGGCACGUGCUCGGAGGGUUGGAACACCUUUGUUUGCAGCUGUCCACUUGGAUUCGGUGGACGGGACUGCAGCGAAGGCGUGGAACCCGUGCGUCGAUUUGACGGCGACGGCUUCCUGGUUUUCAAUCCGCUGCUGCGCCCCAUCCAGUUUCCUUGGUCUCUGGGUCUCACGUUUCGCACGAGAGCCACCACGGGGCUUCUGAUCCACGUCCACGUGGGACAGAGCUCGGAGAUGUCCUUACACGUUGAAGGGGGCCACCUGAAGUACACAAUAGACGGCGAGAGCAUCUCUCUGGGGGAUAUUCGAGUCAACGAUGGCAGGUGGCACAACGUGGCGGUCAAGUGGAUGGUUGGCGACGUGUGGCUUAGCCUGGACUACGGCCAGUACGAGGUAUCCAAGGAGUUUGCUGCUGCAAUACAAGGCUUGUAUGUUGGCAAGGUGUCGCUCGGGGGCCUCGAGGAAGGUGGUGCCAACUUUUACGGCUGCAUUCAGGACGUACGCAUUGGAACGAGCAAGGAAGCGUGGCUGCGUCCCGUGAUGGAGCAAAAUGUUCGUGACGGCUGUCACGUGCCUGAUCCCUGCCUGUCCAGCCCUUGCCCUCAGCACAGCACGUGUGUCGACACCUGGGAGGAGUUCGAGUGCCGCUGUGACGCAGGUUAUGUCGGUGAGCAGUGCACAGCGUCCUGCAGCCUCGACCCCUGCGAAGCAGAUGCCAAGUGCCUCGUGUCCGAGAAGGACCCCGGCGGCUUCCGCUGCCAGUGUGGUGAAAACCGCUGGGGUCGCUACUGUGAGGAGGCCAGCACGCAGCCAUGCCCUUUCAACUGGUGGGGCUACCCAGUGUGCGGCCCCUGCCACUGCCCUGUUGACCGCGGCUACCAUGCUGACUGCAACAAGACCACGGGUGAAUGCUACUGCGAGGAGAACCACUACCAGCCAGAGGACAGCGACGUGUGCUAUCCGUGCGACUGCUAUGCCAACGGAUCCUACAGCAAUCGAUGCCACCCCGUCACGGGGCAGUGUCGGUGUCGACCGGGAGUCAUAGGCCGCCAGUGCGACGCCUGUUCCAAUCGCUUUGCUGAGGUCACACUUCGUGGUUGUGAAGUCAUAUAUGACGGCUGCCCAAGAUCGUUUGGUGAAAGGGUGUGGUGGGAACGAGCAUUGUUCAACCAGGAGGUGUCUCGGAGCUGCCCAAAGGGAUCUCAAGGCAAGGCAACUCGCCUCUGUGACCAGGAAAGCGGCUGGCUGGAGCCUGACACGUUCAACUGUGUCUCGGACGCAUUUGUGCCGCUUUCCGAGCAGCUGCGUGUCCUAGAACGAGACAAGCUCCCCCUCAACACCUACAGUGCUGUUCGAGUCGCCAAGCAGCUCAGGACCGCCACUAACGCAACCCACUCAAACCCCGUGGGCCUGUACGGAACGGACGUCCUGCUAGCAUCUCGGCUCCUGCAUCACGUGCUGUCCUACGAGAACCACCAGGCAGGGCUCAACCUCACUCAUCGGCAGGACCGCAGUUUCAUCAGGAAUCUGGUGAACGCGGCAAGCAUCAUCUUGGACACACGAUAUGCGGUGCACUGGGAGCGCGUGGCAUCACUCACGGGACAGGGGCCGGCGCACUUGCUGAAGAUGUUCGAAAAGUACGGCCACACUCUCGCGUCUAGCCGACAAGACACAUACACGGAGCCAUUUGAAAUUUCAACACCCAAUGUUGUGCUCGGAAUGGACACCGUAUCAUCGGCUGAAACGAAAGGCUCCUUCAUCGAGCAUGGAGCUCCAGAUGGACCUUCAGUCUGGCUGCCUAAAUACAACAACUAUGUCCUGCGAAAACCCAACCCUGAAAUCACAUCCAUCUCCCUGUCACUGGCAUCACUUGGCAUCGCUACAAAAUCAGAACCCCCUUUGCGAAGCUUCACGAAGAAGGCGGUGGUUGUUUACGCGGUCUACCCAAACUUGGACGGCCUCUUCCCGUCUUCUUUCGAUCAAACCAUAAGGCAAAAGUUUGGCGUCGAACUGGCGCUCGGAAGUCCUGUGACGACGCUGGUGGUUCAACCAGCGAAUGCGGGCACACCUGUCGGUCAGAUCAAGGUCCGUUUCCGCUUCCCGAGAAUUCGAUCUCGAGGUGAACACCCGCAGUGCGUCUUUUGGAUGUUUUCAUCCACUGGUCGCGGCAAGUGGUCGAGCCGAGGCUGCAAGGUUGAAGGAUUCGACACCGCCUACGUCAACUGCUCCUGUGACCACCUCAGCAGCUUUGCCGUUCUGACUGACAUUGUCAGUCGUGAGCACUUAGCCGAGGUUUCCACAGCGGAAGGAGCGGUUGCCUGGUCUGGCCUCGUCGGCGCGCUGGUCAUGCUUUUCCUGACGUGGCUCGUGUUGAGCCUUCUCCGCGGAACCUGCACAAACUCCAACUCGAUUCAUCGAAACCUCGUUGGCUGCCUUUUCGUCUCUCUGCUUCUCUUCCUGGUCGCCCUCAAGCUGCGUCGAACGCUCCUUUACCAAGAGUUCCCAUGCAAGCUGCUGGCCAUCUCUCUGCACUACGGCUUCUUGUGCGUUUUCGCCUGGCUCUCGCUGGAUGCGGUCCACCUGUACCGCAUGCUGACCGAGAUGAAGGACGUCAACCACGGGCACAUGCGCUUCUACUACUCCCUCGGCUACGGCGCACCUGCUGUGGUGGUUGGGCUGGCCGUUGGCGUGCGAGCUGACCACUAUGCUACCCACAACUUGUGAGUUUUCCUGGAACGCAAUUGCCUUAUGUCUGUCUUGCCACAAACUGAAGCAUCAGGCAACGCGACCCUCGUGAUCUUCUCUCUGUCGAUACGGGCGAGUGUCCAGAUCAAGGACACAGUGAUGGACUUUGGAAACCUGAGGGUGCUGUUGUGGGUCAGCGUACUGCUUCUGCCGCUGGUCGGCAGUUGCUGGACACUUGCCCUGCUGUCGGUCAGCGACGAGCCACCCGAACUGCGGCUCGCCUUUCCUGCUGUCUGUCUUAUCACUGGCAUCUACAUCUUCCUCGGCUACUGCAUUCUUAACCGAAGGGUUCGUCAGCAUCUGUGCUAUGUCUGGGCAAGGAUGAGAGGAAAGAAAAUUCCUUACGACGAAAGUCUCAGUGGAACCAGGGCAUCCAUGAUUUCGAGGUCGGCAUUAGCGUACCAUAACUCAUCAUUCGACAUACUUCACCGAAAUGUUGGCAUAUCCACAUCGUCUACAACAAGCCGCUCUACGGCUAAGACAUCAAGCAGCCCCUGGAACAGUAAUGGAAGGAUUCCGCAUCGCAGAAGCCACGUGCAUAAUGAUCCUGAUGCAGGCGAAGUGGUGCGAAAACGGCGCACAACGUCGGACUCGGACUCUGAAAUGUCCCUGGACCAUGCCUCCCUCGACCUCGCAUCGAGCCACUCCUCGGACGACGAAGAGUCGAAGCCAUCCUGGAGGGACACUUCUGGACUCCCAACCGUCCGUGAGGAAGAUGUGCCUCUCCCGGCAACGACGACCAUCUCGCCGCUGUCUGCAGCUCCAGUCACCGAUGUCAUGUCGCCGAUGGUCUACAACGGUGGUGGCCUGUGGGACUGCGGGUUACCUCAGCAGUUGGGGCAGCACACGCAGCAACAAUCACUGACUUCCCCGCAGCAAGGAUUGCUCGCAUCCAUUCCCGCCCUGGGCUCGUUGACGACGUCCCACAGCUACGGCACCACAGCCGGCAUAACCUCAAUAUACAGCCAGUCGCCACUGUCACCACCGACGCUGUCGUCAUCGCAGGGCUUGGUUUCUCCUUCGUCAAACGUCCAGUGGGCCGACGAGGACGGUGAAUUUAGGAACAACCUUGACCAGCCGACGCCCAAGGGCAAGGACGGCCUGUGCCACAAGCCAAACAUGCCUCCGCUGGCCGCGUCCGAUUCUGAGGACAGCAAUGAAACGUCGGUGUAGAAAGAUCUCAGGGCAACAUCCGUUUCACAUGCCUCCCUCUUCUUCGAAGCUGCCAGCGCAAGCCAACUCUGUACAUAAAAGAAUGCAACGAGGGGAAAGGAGCGCGUAUCGAGGCAGCGACAGACAACCAAAAGGUCAGGUCAAUGACCACGAGGUCAGCGACCCUCCCGAAGGGAAGACUGAAACAUUUACAUUCCAUCCACUUUGGGACCAAUCAAUCAUCAUCGCUUUCACACAAUAUACACAUGCAUUGUACACACACACAAAACAAGAAGGGCCCUAUACAAUGCCCAGAAACAAAAAAAAGAAGCCAAUAAAGACCAAAUCGUAGUACUAGCAGCACUGUAUGAA
Rhipicephalus microplus (southern cattle tick) is the source of this 9490-nucleotide messenger RNA. It is a transcript of the gene stan, whose product is annotated as Protocadherin-like wing polarity protein stan. Gene Ontology annotation, cellular component: plasma membrane. The record is from RefSeq and is a predicted model, not a curated record. NCBI's taxonomy places the organism in Eukaryota, Metazoa, Arthropoda, Arachnida, Ixodida, Ixodidae. Gene Ontology annotation, molecular function: G protein-coupled receptor activity; calcium ion binding. Gene Ontology annotation, biological process: G protein-coupled receptor signaling pathway; cell surface receptor signaling pathway; homophilic cell-cell adhesion.